UAGACGGUAGCUGUUAGCUGUGGCUAUCAGUCGUGGGGUGUUAGAUUAUAUAGUUUAUAUAUAGAACUACUUAUAGUAUUAAUAAUAGUAUAUAGUGCAGGGUUGGUAAAAGUCUAAUUUGGCGUGAUGGGAGGGUUACAGAAGAAGAAGUAUGAGAGCGGCUCAGCUACCAACUACAUCAGCAGAAACAAAGCCCGCAAGAAGCUGAGUCUGGGUCUGGCUGAUUUCAGACGAUUAUGCAUAUUGAAAGGAAUUUACCCACAUGAGCCCAAACACAAGAAGAAGGUCAACAAGGGCUCCACAGCACAGCGGACCUUCUACCUGCUUAAAGAUAUCCGCUUCCUCCUGCACGAGCCCAUCAUCGGCAAGUUCAGAGAGUACAAGAUAUUUGUGCGUAAGCUGAGGAAAGCGUACGGGAAAGCUGAAUAUGGCUCAGUGGAGAAGCUGAAGGAAAACAAGCCUGCUUACAAACUGGACCACAUCGUAAAGGAGAGAUAUCCCACAUUUAUUGAUGCUCUGAGAGACAUAGACGACUCUCUGUCUAUGUGCUUUCUGUUCUCUACCUUUGCACGUACCGGGAAAUGCCAUGUCCAAACCAUCCAGCUGUGUCGCAGACUCAGUGUAGAGUGGAUGAACUACAUCAUCACCUCACGCUCACUCAAGAAGGUGUUUUUAUCCAUUAAGGGCAUUUACUACCAGGCAGAAGUGCUGGGACAGACCAUCACUUGGCUGGUACCUUAUCAGUUUGCACAUGAUCAUCCUACAGACGUGGAUUACAGAGUUAUGGCCACAUUCACAGAGCUCUACACCACCCUGCUCGGCUUCGUCAACUUCCGCCUCUACCAGACCCUCAACCUGACCUACCCACCUAAGCUCGAUGGGAAAGGAGAGACUGAUCUUAAGGUAGACUUUGAAGAGGACUACGCCAUGGAUUCAGAAAGCUACUUAGAGAAACUGUCAGCACUGAGUGCCAGUCUGGCCCGGGUUACCUCGACAGCAGCAGAGGAGGAAGCAGAGAUUGACCACUUCCCUGCCGAAGGGGAGGACAUGGAGAAGAUGGAGGAGAGACUGAAGGCUCAGAAGCAGGAGGACCAACACAAAAAGCUGUUUGAUGGCCUCAAGUUUUUCCUAAACAGAGAGGUGCCCAGAGAGUCCCUGGGGUUUUUGCUUAGGUGUUUCGAUGCUCAGGUAUCCUGGGAUAAAUCUCAGUGUAUUGGCAGCACAUAUGACAUCACUGAUGAGACCAUCACUCACCAUGUGGUGGACAGACCCAGCCUGGACAAACAGUACAUCAACAGGUACUACAUUCAGCCUCAGUGGAUCUUUGACUGUGUAAAUGCUAAGAUUCUGCUGCCAGUGGAGGAUUAUUUCCUAGGUGUCACACUUCCUCCCCACCUUUCACCCUUCGUAGAGGAGAAGGAGGGUGACUAUGUUCCUCCAGAAAAGCAAAAACUCUUGGCUUUCCAGAGAGGAGAGAAACCUGAGCAAGAGGAAGACGAGGAGGAGGAGGAAGAUGAGGAGGAUGAAGAGGAGGAUGACGAGGAGGAGGAGGAGGAAGAAGAUGAGGAAGAGUCUACACAGGAGGCUAGACUGAAGAAUAUGGAAAAGAAGAGAACACAGGGCAAGGCUUUAUCAGUAAAAGUGACCCCGGGUAAAGCGACCGCAGAGAACCGACAGAGACUGGAGCAGGAGGAGGAGGCCGAGGAGAAAAGGCUGGCCAUCAUGAUGAUGAAGAAGAAAGAUAAAUACCUCUACAAUAAGAUCAUGUUUGGCAAAAAGAGGAAGGUUCGAGAGGUGAACAAAAUGGCAGCCAAGAGAAAAGCGCUGGACGAGGCCAGCAAACCCGACAGAAAGAAGAAAUCAAAGAAACAGUAAAAGGCAAAUAAAACUGGACUGUGUUUUUAUCUGUUCAAAUGAUUCCCUCCGUUUAUUGGGAAGGAUGUGAUGAAUCUCGUGUCUACAUAUGAUUAUGCAAAAAAAAAAAGAAAGAAAAAUAUUCAUGGACAAAAUCAAUUAUUAUGUUUUGUCAGUGUCAACUGUGUAGAUGGAGCAUGUAUUUUACUCACACUGAAUGAUGUGUAUUAAAAUGAUCCAUUAUAGUUGGGAAAUAUAUUUUUUCACCUCCUGAGGGUGCAUUAAUCUCAAUUUUACAUUUUCAACACAAGACUGAUGUUUAUCACUGUAACUGAACGGGUUUUUCACAUUAUCAUCACACAAUCAUUUCAGUGUUUUCCUGUACAAAGAAAAAACUUUAACAGAUGAUAUACUGUAGGUCUGAGGAUGGUUGUUACCUGUCAAAUUAUAGAACACUUAAGUAACAAUAAAACAAAUGGGCACCCAGGUGGCGCAUUGGCAGAGCCUGCAGCAGAUACUAAUUGGCCACCAUAUCUGCAGGUUGGGGGCCGGAUUAUGUGUGGGUGGGUGAGUCUUCAUACGCUGUGUAAGGACCCUGAUAGGCGGAAGGGACGCACGCCUGUGCAGAAAGUAGAGUGUGCAGCGACAUGCUCUCCUCAGAUGCAAUCUGGUAUAUCUCAGCAGCGGAAGACAAAAAUUGAGUGUGCUAAAUCAGGAGGAAAAUGAGGAGAAAAUGCAUUAAAAAAAACAAUGAAACAAAGGUCUUUUUUUAUAUUUUUCCCAGUGAUUAGGUACGUUGACAUUAACUGUGAUGGAAAAUCAUUGAUGUACUGACACAUCACUUAUUUAAAUUUGAGUUCUGGUGUAAUUUCUGGGUAUUUACUGAAAUAAGUCCCAUUCCCAGUAGUGCCAAUCGAGUAGUAGAAUGUAAUGGAAGGUUUAAACAUUUAACUAAUUAAAUUACACCAUUUCUCGCCCAAAUCAUUCAUACCUGAUCCCCUUCCAAGCCUCCAGCUGUUUUCACAAAUGCCCAUCCGAUCUGAAAAUGUUCUAUUCUACUUCUUUGCAGUAAAAAUAAAAUAAUUAAGCUUCA
This is a messenger RNA of Trichomycterus rosablanca, 2947 nucleotides long. It is a transcript of the gene pes1, whose product is annotated as pescadillo. The record is from RefSeq and is a predicted model, not a curated record. Gene Ontology annotation, molecular function: RNA binding. The coding region runs from base 127 to 1875 and encodes 582 amino acids. Gene Ontology annotation, biological process: ribosome biogenesis; maturation of LSU-rRNA from tricistronic rRNA transcript (SSU-rRNA, 5.8S rRNA, LSU-rRNA). Gene Ontology annotation, cellular component: nucleolus; PeBoW complex. NCBI's taxonomy places the organism in Eukaryota, Metazoa, Chordata, Actinopteri, Siluriformes, Trichomycteridae. The transcript has 15 exons.